This is a messenger RNA of Clarias gariepinus (North African catfish), 1407 nucleotides long. RefSeq names its product nuclear body protein SP140-like protein. Gene Ontology annotation, cellular component: nucleus. Gene Ontology annotation, molecular function: DNA-binding transcription factor activity, RNA polymerase II-specific; DNA binding; protein binding. Gene Ontology annotation, biological process: regulation of transcription by RNA polymerase II. Bases 1 to 1407 code for a protein of 468 amino acids. The record is from RefSeq and is a predicted model, not a curated record. NCBI's taxonomy places the organism in Eukaryota, Metazoa, Chordata, Actinopteri, Siluriformes, Clariidae. The transcript is spliced from 14 exons.
AUGUGGAUUCACAAGAGCAAGAAAGAUGCUUUAAGCAGUCCUGUUACCAACAACAUCCUGCAAUGUCAGUAUUUGCUGCUGCGCUUCUAUAAUGCAGAUACGGAACAUGUGUUUACUUACAACCCUACUGAAACAGUGCCAGGAUACAGGAGUGUAAUCUCCAAACCCAUGUGGCCGGGCAAAGUGAGGACCAAAAUGCAGAAGGACAAGACAGUGAAACAGUUUGUGCAUGACAUCCAACUCAUCUUUAAAAACUGCCAAACCUUUCACAAGGAGCUUUCAAUAAAGAUAGAAAAGAAGGAGGAUAUUCCGACAUUAGAUAAAACUCUUUCUGUUACCUGUGGAGAUAAAGAGGGCACACUCCAUGCAGACAAGCUUGCCAGAGGGGAGGAGUGUAUUCUGUGUCAGGACCACUGGUUUACUCUUAAUGACUUUGAGAGAUUUUCGGGAAGGGGAAAUAGCAAAAACUGGAAACGCACCAUCUGCUCUCAAAACACUCCUCUGGAGACAGUUUUACAGGAGGGACAUUUGCAGUGUCCACACACUUACCGAAGAUAUGGCAAGCAGAAAAAGGCAUUUUCUUCUAGAUGUGUGAAAAGCUCCAGUCCUGAGACAAAUGAAUCCAACGAAGACCGUGUAGAGUGGAUCGAAGAAGAGGAUAAUGAAAAAGAAGAAGACAAUGGAAGUGACAGUGAGCCAGUGGACUUAUCUACAUUUGACAACUUUGCUUUACCAGUCAGCUGUGGUUCUGUCAGUGGGAUUUUAUAUAAAAGCAGAUUUACACGUAGUAAGAGUAUCCGCACAGAGAGGCGCUGGUUCAAUCUUGAGGAGUUUGUAAAGCAGGGGGUAACUCUGACUGAUGGACACUGGAAGAAAGACAUACUGUGUCAUGGCAAAACCCUUAACUACCUGGUGAAGGUGAUAAAAAAAAUCCUACACAUACAUUCAUGGCUUUGUCUCUGUGAUCUUUGCUUUCCUGAAAAGCAAUGGGAACAGGAUAAUGAUGAUGUGUGCUACAUUUGUAGCACUUUGGGAAAGCUGGUGUGCUGUGACGGGUGUCCACAAGCUUUUCACCAUCACUGCCACUUACCCACUCUACAGGAGGACACACUGAAGGAUAAAUGGCUGUGCACAUUCUGUAUGUUAAAGGCCAACCAUAAAUUGUGGACUCGAAUGAGCCUGAAUUCUGCAUUGCAAUGUCCUGUUUCUGGAAACAUUAUGGUAUCUAUUGACAAACACAUACACAGAGGCACACAUGUGGCAGAAGACAGCAGGGUAAUCUCUAACCCAAUGUGGCUAAACCGAGUGAAAUCCAAACUGCAGAAUAAGGAGUAUCAAACCAUACAACAGUUUGUGUGUGAUGUCCUUCUCAUCUUCGAGAACUGCAAAAAGUUUAACAAGGUGUGA